Anarrhichthys ocellatus (wolf-eel) is the source of this 1162-nucleotide messenger RNA. It is a transcript of the gene artn, whose product is annotated as artemin. The record is from RefSeq and is a predicted model, not a curated record. Gene Ontology annotation, molecular function: receptor tyrosine kinase binding; growth factor activity; glial cell-derived neurotrophic factor receptor binding. Lineage: Eukaryota; Metazoa; Chordata; Actinopteri; Perciformes; Anarhichadidae. The coding region runs from base 88 to 858 and encodes 256 amino acids. The transcript is spliced from 5 exons.
UCCGUGUACAGCUUCUUAUCACUGUCCAAAUACCACAGAUAUUAUGCUUUCGUUCUUCCCAAGUGCAUCUUCUCUACAAAACAAGUGAUGAAAAGCCGGUAUUCCUCCUUGUGGAAUCUUUCAACGAGGCAUGUAAAAAGAACAGUUAUUAAGCUACUGAAUGAAAGACUGCUUUCCUUUAUUGUCUUUAUAAUAUUUUUUUCUAUUUCAGAUGGAAAAACCUGGUGGAGGCAUGAGGCGUCGACUCCCCAGCAUCACCUGAAGAACUGGAAGGUGAUGCUGUGGGUGGUGGCGUCAUUGCUGACACUAGUAGAAGACGUGUUUUCUGAGGAGGACAAUAAAGAGGCUCAGGCAGACCUCCGGCGUGUCCUCAGGCAGCCCUCCUUGUCUCCUGCGGAGGAUCUGGAACAGGACAACAGGGUCCACACACCCUGGCCUAAAGCCCUCGAGGAGUGGUCACUGAUGCAGGAAGAGGAAAUCCAGCAGAGCAGAUGGCGGCGCUCCCAUCGCGACCCAAACUUGCCCAGAACGUCACGGAGGAAUCGCAAGAAGACCAAGAGCAGUCGCGACUGCCACCUGGAGAGGAAGCAGAUGCGGGUGCGGGAUCUCGGUCUCGGCUACGACUCGGACGAAAUAGUCCUCUUUAAGUACUGCGUUGGGAUAUGCCACGACUCCCGCAAGAACUACGACCUGGCCCUGAAGGCUCUUAUGGACAAUGGGAGCAUCUCCGGCAAGAAGGUCAGCGGUCACCCCUGCUGUCGGCCCACCCGUUACGAGACUGUGUCCUUCAUGGACACCCAGACUACCUGGCAGACAAUUAAGUGGCUCUCGGCGGCCAACUGCAGCUGUGUGGGCUGAGUGCAAAGAAGAGUGUCCAUCUGCACACAGAAAAUUUCUUGUGUGAAAAGAGCAGGAUGCCGCAAGGCCUGGGUGACUAAACCCUAGUUCAUGUGGUCUGAGGCGAGAGGAUUGGACCAGGAUCCUCAGCACAGUGGCCAUGGCUUUCACUCCACUAACAGCUUGGAUGUUGGAGUUGCGAUACCUUCAGACAGAACCACGCUGGCUAUGUUUGCUAGCAGCCCGGGGCAAUGGAAGGUUUGUUUCAAUGCUACCAGCAAUAAGCAAGGAGGAGACUAUCAGUACUGUUCCAGUCCAUAAUGGA